CUGAGGUUGGCUAAGAGAAGGCACUACGAGUCUCCCAGCCGCAAUUGCACGCCAAAAUGCCUGUCGCGGCUCUCAAGACGGUCGCAAAGUCUCAAAAUGGCGUUGGGGCUUUUGUCCUGCCCUGCAAAUCCUUAACCUUCCACUACUGCAACUGGUGGGGGUCCUCGCGCGGCAUGAAUGCCUUCAUCAAGUCAUCCCUUCCAGCUUUUGCCAAGCGCAACCCUCAGAUUGAAAUCUCCGUCAGCCCACGACCGGCCCACCACCCGGGCAUCGUCGCAAACUACAUCAAUGGAGCCCAGCGAUCAAUAUGUGUCAAGAAUCUGCAGAACGAGGGCGUACGGGAAAAGGCUGAGAUGCUGAGGAACAGCACAGGAGAGAAGAACAGGAAACUAGACGGACGACCGGUGAAGAGUUUGAAUGAAAGCGUGAGGGGUAUUUGGAGUCCGUUCCAUGGAAGCAAAAUCAAGAUAUAGGAAUUUGAAGGGACCUAGGAGUUCGAAAUAGCUGGUAGCACAAGUCACGAUUGCCGGCCGUCAAAGACCAAAGCGAUUCGACUACACGGCCAGUGUGGCCAAGCCAAGCAGUACUCGGAUAAAAGUGAAGGCAGACAAGCCAUGCUAAUCUGAGUGCACCGAACAAAUCAUAUGUACAAAUAGUAUAUCAAAUCAAAAAAAAAUCAAGAAAAAGUAUUCACGGGU
Bipolaris sorokiniana ND90Pr is the source of this 698-nucleotide messenger RNA. RefSeq lists its product as uncharacterized. Gene Ontology annotation, cellular component: mitochondrial large ribosomal subunit. Gene Ontology annotation, molecular function: structural constituent of ribosome. Gene Ontology annotation, biological process: mitochondrial translation. The record is from RefSeq and is a predicted model, not a curated record. Bases 57 to 473 code for a protein of 138 amino acids. The transcript is spliced from 2 exons. Lineage: Eukaryota; Fungi; Ascomycota; Dothideomycetes; Pleosporales; Pleosporaceae.